GUGUGUGGGAUGAGAAGAAGCGCCGUGUGGGCAACCAGGGAAAAACAUACAGUAUCAGCUGUGCGCCGUAGCACAAAAUCAAAUCGGGGGCCAACGGCUAGCUGGCCGUAGUACCUGCCCGCAGCGCAGCGUAGUGGUCGUGGCAAAAAGGGGUUUAAUGCGCGUGGUGGCGGAGGAGGCUGGAGGAUGCGCGGCGGUGUGGUGGAAAUGAAGCGAGAUUUUAUGGCGCAAGGCACGCCAGUCGGUAGCCGUACCCGGGCCCAACAGUCGCAAACAAUACUCAUUAAGACCGAGCGUCGGGGUUUUUAGUUUAAUGCUGCUAGUCGUCGAUUUCGGAAGUUUUGAAGCUUGAACCUCGCUCGCAGUGGCGUGCGUGCGUGUCAGACAUUAUACAUAUAUAUACACACGCACUUCAAAACGUGAAUCGAUUGGUUUUUACUUCCCGAUAAGUUUGGCCCUUCAGUUUCGUAGAUCGAACGAUCGAAUAUCGUGAAGUUGACAGCAUCAGCAUCCUUGAAGACUUGCGGAUUAUCACGAACACAGAGAUCAGCAUGACUGCGGCCAACGUUUGGCGAGUGAUUUUUCGGUGCAAAACACUGUACACCGCACACUAGUGAACCUCAAGGACUACUGCUGCCCGGGAGAAGCGAUCCUGCGAUCGACACGGUGCCGGAAAUGUCUUGCCGCGUCCACGAAAACCAAUAUCAUAGUGCAAAUUUUUACGGUACGUCGGUAACUGGCUUCCAUCGUUUACCACGCCAUUUUACAUCGGGUUGGUAUUGAACAGCGGGGGGGGGCUUUCGUUUGGCGGAGAUCAAGUGAAUGUGCUGCCGGGGCAAAAGGGGGCCCCAACAAAUAGCGAGUAACCGAAAAUCGUUCGAUUUGGUGCGCGGCUUUGGACGGUGUGCAAUCAACUGCGAAAUUUUAAGAGUUCGUGUCUACGAUGCAUCUCACAAUCAACAGCGCACCAACACUUAGUAAUGGAAGCGGUGGCGGCGGUGGUGGUGGUGGUGGUGGAGGUGUCGGCGGAGGAAACAAUGGACCGUCGAACGGUGGUGGAACAGGUGGCAGUGGUGGUGGUUUGAGUGGUUGUGCUCCGAACGGCAAUGCCCACACCGGACACCAUGGUGGAGCAGGCGGCGGUGGUGGUGGUGGUGGUGGUGGUGGUGGCGGUACUGGAGGAGGUACCGGCAGUAACGGCACCGGCACCAGCGGUGGUGGCGGCGGCGGAACCGGCAACGCUGGCGGCACCGCGACCAACGGCAACGGAUCGAGCACGGGUGCCGGCGGCGAAAGUGGCCCACCGUCGGCGGCCAGCAUCCUGAACGAUACGUACACCAAAAUGACGUCGGACAUACUGGCGGAACGGACGCUGGGCGACUUUCUGUCCGAGCACCCGGGCGAGCUGAUCCGAACCGGGAGUCCUCUGUUUGUGUGCACAGUGCUGCCCCCGCACUGGCGCUCGAAUAAAACACUUCCGGUUGCGUUCAAGGUCGUCGCGCUCGGUGACGUCGGUGACGGCACGAUGGUGACGGUGCGGGCCGGCAACGAUGAAAACUACUGCGCCGAGCUGCGUAACUGCACCGCGGUCAUGAAGAACCAGGUGGCCAAGUUUAACGAUCUGCGUUUCGUGGGCCGCAGCGGCCGUGGCAAAAGCUUUACGCUGACCAUCACUAUAUCAACAAGUCCGCCGCAGGUGGCCACCUACAACAAGGCAAUCAAGGUGACGGUGGACGGACCACGGGAGCCAAGAUCGAAAACAACAUCUUUCGUAGGACAACAGCAGCAGUUCCAUUUCGCGUUCGGACAACGGCCAUUCCACUUCCCGACCGACCCAUUGUCCAGCUUCCGGAUGCCGCCACUAGGUAAUUGUCAGAAUAUGACCCAAUUUGGGCUCAGCUCGACCAACUCGCACUGGAGCUACAGCUCCACGGGUCCCUACUCACCGUAUCUAACCUCCUGCACAACCCCAACCGCAUCCCAGUUCAACAAUCCGGCCCUCGGGUUCACGUGCAGCUCGGGCGAACAGAACGGUGGCCAGGAGUUUUCGGCUUCAGCGCGCGAUUGCGUCACAAUGCUGCCGGACUCGACGGCGGCCGACCUCGACCAGCACCUGAGCAGUCUGGUGGGAGCAACGCAGCAAGCCACCAGCCACAUGGUACAGACGAACAUCAUAACGGGCGGUGGAGGUGUCACCAGCAACACGGGCAACGGUGGUGGUAACGGUGCGGGCAGCAACGGUAACGGCCUAACGCCCCAGAUUCCGACCCACAUUUCGAACGGGUUGAUUGUGCCCCGGUACGCCCAGACGGCCGGCACCAACAACCAUGCGGACGCGUACGGGCUUACCAGCAGCCAGAGUGAACCGCGCAGCCUAAGCGAUUCGUCCCAGGCCGAGUCACCGGUGCAGGAUGACUUGCUGUCGUCCAACACGCCCAACCUUGGCAGCAGCGGUCCGAGCUCCACCACCGGCGGCGGUAGCGGUGGGGUAGGUGGUGGAGGUGGUGGUGGUGGUGGCGGUGGAGGUGGUGGUGGUGGAGGUGGCGGCGGUACUGGUGGUAGUGGACAUCAUCAGAACUUCACCAGCAUAGUGAUGAACCAGAGCAAUGGCGGCUCGAACGCGUCCACCACGUCCAACUACGUCGGCUCGAACGGCACCGGCAGCUGCAACGGUUCGCCGCUCUACCCCGUCCUUCCCGCCAGCCUGCUCUACUCGCAGCUCUACACAGCGGCCAACCAGUCCGUGGGUGGGUUCGGCCAUUCGGUCAACCACCAUCACCAUCACAUCCAGUCGCCGCACGGUGCGGCUGCGGCGGCUGCUGCGGUCGCCGUCGCUACCGGUGGCAGCCCGGUGCAGAACAGUGCGUCGGCGGCGGCUGCGACCGCGGCUGCAGCGGCCAUGCAUGCCGGCGAGCUGCAGAGCGUGAUGGAUCACCUGACGGCCGGUACGAAUCAGGCGGCGGCUGUAGCGGCGGCAGCCGUCUCCCAUCGGCAUCACCACCACCACCAUCAUCACCAUCAGGCGGGUGCGAACCUGAUCGGCGGCCAUGGACACGGUGGCCAGGGUGGUGGUGGUGGUGGUGGGGGCGGAAACUCUCACCCGGAUCUGUCGCUGAUCGGGAAUUGUGGGGCGAUGGCCCGCGGUGCACUGGACGAGACGGGCCAUCGGGUGCUGGGGGGUGGAGGUGUCGGUGGUGGACGACUCGGCGGACCACCGGGUGGGUCCGGCCAGGUAGGGCAGGCGGCAGGUGACAACGGCAAUUCCGUUUGGCGGCCAUACUGAAACCGACCCCUCGCAGCGGUGUCCAUGGCGGACACCUCCACCUGUCCACCACCGCUCUCCAUCGCCUCCCUUCCCUUCCUUUCGUCGUCCUCGUGUUCCUCCGAUUCGCCGGCUACGUUCGGUUAGAAACGCUUGGAUGCAAUGCGCGAGGGCGCCACCUAGCGGCAACAGUGGGAAUCGCGCGACCACGAAUCUCGGAAAAAGAAAACCGAACGGCGACGAAUCGAGCCAAACUGUUGAACAUUGGUAUUUUAAUCACGCUUUUUGUACAUACACCACACCAAUUACAUACACCACUACCCCCGCGCACUGGGCCUGCACCUGUUCCCUGCACCCGGAAUCGUAUCCUCUUACCGAUCAAUGUAGAGCUGCUAGGCUCGCAACGCAUAGAGAAGAUUUUCUUCCAUCCCUCUACGAAGAGCGAAGAAACGCGAAAAAAACGAAAGUAAAAUACAUCAGGUGUAGGAAUUGCGGACGGGGGAGGACUAGUAAAAUGCAGUUAUAUCUAUUAUAUGUCCAAACAAACGGUGGUAAACGUAGUAGAGUAAACGUAGCAUGAUUCAUAUUUGUGGUAAGUUUGUAAAAAAAAAAAAACAAUUAAUGCGGGACAGACACAGGUUGAUGAUGGCGUCUGAUACAAGUUGAGCGCAACACCUAUUACACGCUGCUAGAGGGUAGUAAGCUGAGACGCACCAGGACGCACAGUCAACCCACACACACACACACUUACUAGCCGCCUCCUAUCCAAAUCUAAUGCGUAGGCCAUGUUACCAAUUUACAAUAGGAUCAGACAGGCAACACAAGAGCGGGAAGUGCUACUAAGCUUCAGGAGCGAUAUCGCCCAUGGCCCUUCCCGGACGUGUCCCGGAUCUCCGGUAGAUACUCGCCGGACAAAGAAAUACGAUAGAAACGAAAUCGGGCGCUUUGGCUGCCCAAACCUAAGCAAUGAUUGUAUCUAAACUGCUGCUCUACUCCGCCUCCAGAUCUGCAAAGGCAAAAAAAAAACAACGUGUAGAACUCGCCUAUUGAAUCGGUGCUUUCAUCUAGCACAGUAGACAGUCGAUUUCUGAUAUUAAAAUAAUGUUUCCACUAUUGAUGGUUUAUCAAUAAAAGUUAAAAAAA
Molecule: messenger RNA, 4405 nt
Organism: Anopheles stephensi (Asian malaria mosquito)
Lineage: Eukaryota; Metazoa; Arthropoda; Insecta; Diptera; Culicidae
Gene: RunxA
Product: glycine, alanine and asparagine-rich protein
Exons: 6
Coding region: 944-3283 (779 amino acids)
Biological process (GO): regulation of DNA-templated transcription
Cellular component (GO): nucleus
Molecular function (GO): DNA-binding transcription factor activity, RNA polymerase II-specific; RNA polymerase II cis-regulatory region sequence-specific DNA binding; ATP binding
Source: RefSeq, a predicted model, not a curated record